AUGGCUGAUCGAGUGCUUGUGAUUGGCAGUGGAGGCAGAGAGCAUGCGCUGGCCUGGAAGUUGGCCCAGUCCCCACAUGUAAAACAUGUGCUUGUUGCUCCAGGAAAUGCAGGAACAGCUGACAAUGGAAAAAUUUCCAAUUCAGCUGUUUCAGUCAGCAAUCAUGCUGCACUUGCCCAGUUCUGCAGAGAUCAGGAGAUCAGGCUGGUUGUGGUUGGUCCAGAGGUUCCUCUUGCUGCUGGAAUUGUUGAUGACUUGACAGCAGCUGGAGUAAGGUGCUUUGGUCCAACAGCAAAGGCAGCUCAGCUUGAGUCCAGUAAGAGCUUUAGCAAAGCCUUUUUGGAUCGUCAUGAGAUCCCAACUGCGAGAUGGAAAUCUUUUACUGAUUCUAAAGCAGCAUGUAGCUUUAUUAACAGUGCAAACUUCCCUGCUUUAGUUGUAAAAGCUAGUGGCCUGGCAGCUGGCAAAGGAGUAAUUGUGGCUUCAAACAAGGAAGAAGCCUGCAAAGCUGUUGCUGAAAUCAUGCAGGAUAAGACUUUUGGCACAGCUGGGGAAACUGUUGUUGUUGAAGAACUUCUUGAAGGAGAAGAAAUUUCUUGCUUAUGUUUCACUGAUGGCAUCACAAUUGCUCCCAUGCCUCCAGCCCAGGACCACAAGCGAUUAAUGGAUGGAGAUGAAGGCCCUAACACUGGAGGGAUGGGAGCUUAUUCCCCAGCACCUCAGAUUUCUAAAGAUUUACUGCAGAAAAUAAGAGAUACUGUUCUUCAGAAAACUGUUGAUGGCAUGAGGAAAGAAGGUGUCCCCUAUUUUGGUGUGCUUUAUGCUGGAUUAAUGCUUACUAAAGAUGGCCCUAAAGUUCUAGAAUUCAACUGCAGAUUUGGUGACCCAGAAUGUCAGGUAAUUCUUCCACUGUUGAAAAGUGAUUUGUAUGAAGUUAUGCAAGCGGUUGUCAAUAAAAAGUUGUCUAGUUCCAUGCCAGUUUGGUUUGAAGACAGUGCAGCUGUGACGGUGGUUAUGGCUAGUGAAGGGUAUCCAGGAACAUAUCCCAAGGGUUUGGAAAUAACAGGACUUCCUAAGGCUAAGCAACUAGGACUGGAGGUGUUCCAUGCAGGCACGUCCCUAAAGGAUGGCAAAGUGGUGACUAGUGGUGGAAGAGUCCUUACAGUAACUGCUAUUAAAGAGGAUCUAAUGACAGCACUGCAAGAAGCCAACAAGGGAGCAGCAACCAUACACUUCAAGGGUGCCAUUUAUAGAAAGGACAUUGGUUAUCGGGCUAUAGCUUUCCUGAGACAAUCCAGAGGCCUGACUUACAAAAACAGUGGAGUAGACAUUGCAGCAGGAAAUACUUUGGUUCAGAAAAUUAAACCCCUAGCUGCAGCCACAUCAAGGUCAGGCUGCAAUGCGGAACUGGGAGGCUUUGCUGGCCUCUUUGAUUUGAAAGGAGCUGGUUACAAAGAUCCUGUCUUGGUGUCUGGAACUGAUGGUGUUGGUACAAAACUCAAGAUUGCACAAGUCUGUAAGAGACAUGACACCAUAGGUCAGGACCUGGUUGCUAUGUGUGUUAAUGACAUCUUGGCUCAAGGAGCGGAGCCCCUCUUCUUCCUUGACUAUUUUGCCUGUGGCAAACUUGACAUUGAAGUGGCUCAGGGUGUCAUUGCAGGAAUAGCUGAAGCUUGCAAAAAGGCAGGAUGUGCUCUUUUGGGAGGAGAAACUGCUGAGAUGCCGGGCAUGUAUCCACCUGGAGAGUAUGACCUGGCUGGCUUUGCUGUGGGUGCAGUGGAGCGAGGGCAGAUGCUGCCCCAGCUGGAGAGAAUUGCUGAUGGAGACAUGGUUAUUGGAGUAGCUUCUUCUGGGGUUCACAGCAAUGGGUACAGCCUUGUAAGGAAGAUUGUGGAAAAGUCAUCCUUCGAUUUCUCUUCCCCAGUUGGCGUCUCCGGUGAUCAGACAUUAGGAGAUCUCUUGUUAACCCCAACUAAGAUCUACAGUAAGACUCUGUUGCCUGUCCUUCGCUCAGGCCAUGUGAAAGCCUAUGCCCACAUCACUGGAGGGGGCUUGCUGGAAAACAUCCCCAGAGUUCUCCCAGACUCCUUUGGUGUCGUUUUAGAUGCUCUUACCUGGAAGAUUCCUGAAAUCUUUUGCUGGCUCCAUAAAGAAGGGAACCUCUCUGAGGAGGAAAUGACUCGAACAUUUAAUUGUGGGAUUGGUGCUGUCUUGGUGGUUCAGAAGGAGCUGGCUCAGCAGGUCCUCAAGGACAUACAGAGACACGAGACAGCCUGGCUGAUUGGGAAAGUUGUCUCCCUGCAAAAAGGCUCUGCCCGUGUUAAAGUCCAUAAUAUGCUCCGAGCCUUGCAAGCAAAUAGGUCACUGUCUGUGCACAGCCAUAUCCAAGGCAAAAUCCAGACAAACAAAGUGAAGGUCGCUGUCCUUAUCUCUGGAACAGGCACAAACCUGGAAGCUCUCAUAAACAGCACGAAGAAGCCCACCAGUUUCGCACAAAUAGUCCUUGUUGUUUCUAACAAAGCUGGUGUGGAGGGGUUAAGGAAAGCUGAAAGAGCUGGUAUUCCUACAAGGGUUAUUGACCAUAAAUUGUAUGGAAGUCGCGCUGAGUUUGACAGUGCAGUUGACAAAGUCCUUGAUGAAUUCUCAGUUGAACUGAUCUGUCUGGCUGGAUUUAUGCGAAUACUGUCAGGUCCUUUUGUCAAAAAAUGGGAAGGAAAAAUACUGAACAUCCACCCGUCUCUACUGCCCUCUUUUAAGGGAGCAAAUGCCCACAAAUUGGUGUUAGAAGCUGGAGUCCGAGUCACAGGCUGUACUGUACACUUUGUAGCUGAGGAAGUUGAUGCUGGAGCAAUCAUUUUCCAAGAGGCAGUUCCAGUCAAGCUUGGCGACACAGUGGAGACCCUGUCUGAAAGGGUGAAGGAGGCCGAGCACCGAGCCUUCCCAGCUGCCCUGCAGCUCGUCGCCAGUGGGGCCGUACGGGUGGGGGAAGCUGGAAAGAUCUACUGGAAGUAG
Molecule: messenger RNA, 3012 nt
Organism: Antrostomus carolinensis (chuck-will's-widow)
Lineage: Eukaryota; Metazoa; Chordata; Aves; Caprimulgiformes; Caprimulgidae
Gene: GART
Product: phosphoribosylglycinamide formyltransferase, phosphoribosylglycinamide synthetase, phosphoribosylaminoimidazole synthetase
Exons: 21
Coding region: 1-3012 (1003 amino acids)
Biological process (GO): adenine biosynthetic process; 'de novo' IMP biosynthetic process
Cellular component (GO): cytosol
Molecular function (GO): phosphoribosylglycinamide formyltransferase activity; phosphoribosylamine-glycine ligase activity; metal ion binding
Source: RefSeq, a predicted model, not a curated record